Passer domesticus (house sparrow) is the source of this 1223-nucleotide messenger RNA. It is a transcript of the gene NMU, whose product is annotated as neuromedin U. Gene Ontology annotation, molecular function: neuromedin U receptor binding. NCBI's taxonomy places the organism in Eukaryota, Metazoa, Chordata, Aves, Passeriformes, Passeridae. Gene Ontology annotation, cellular component: terminal bouton. The record is from RefSeq and is a predicted model, not a curated record. The transcript has 10 exons. The coding region runs from base 478 to 1035 and encodes 185 amino acids. Gene Ontology annotation, biological process: neuropeptide signaling pathway; positive regulation of smooth muscle contraction; positive regulation of synaptic transmission.
GGCAAAUCGGCUAGUGGGUCGGAUUUACCCGCUUUAAAUCACGCCUCUUCUGCCCCGCACACCGGGCAGGGACGGUGUCUGAACACCCUCCCGGGCCGCCCUCGCCUCACGGCUCCGAACGCCGCGGCUCUGAGGGAGCGGUACCCGCCGCGCCAGCCACCGCGGCUCCUGCCGGCUCCGGGGGACUAAAGCACGGAUUGUUUUGUUAAGGAGGGGGUUUAACAAAGGGCGGGGAGCCGGGCCAGCGCCUCGCCGCUGCGCCUCGCAGGGACACCCCCGCCCCAGCGCGGGCUCCGGCGGCGCUGCGCCGGGGCGGAGCGGAGCGGGCUGAGUCACCAGCCGCCGGCCCCGGGGGGAGCGGGGCAGCCCUCCCGAGCCAGGCUGUGGAGCCCCACGUGUCGGGGGCAUUUAAAAAGUUGGGGCAGGGAGAGGGGACAUGGCCAGAAGAGCGGCUGGCAGAGCGGGAGCUCGGCGGACAUGGGACACCUGUGGUGCCACCAGCAGCCCCCCGCGGCCACCCCCGAGCGCGGCCCCAGGACGGGAGGAGGCGGCGCGGCGCUGCCCGGCUCCCCGCUGCUGCUGCUCCUCGUCCUGCUCGCUUCCUCGAUUCCUGCUUGCGAAGGUGCACCAAUGCCAUCCCAAGCACUCGAAUCAGAAGAGGAUUUGCAGCUGUUGAAAGAGAUAGAAGAUGCAUGUUCUGCUUACCUGUCCACAGAUUCUCAGCCUCAGGUGUCCAGUACACUGGAAGAACUUUGUUUUUUGAUCAUGGGAUUUCUUCAGAAACCACAGGGUUUAGAUGAGAAAGACAACAACAAAAGGUUCUUAUUUCAUUAUUCUAAGACUCAUGACUCGGGCAACUCAGACAUCAUGUCAUCUGUCCUGCAUCCUUUACUGCAACUUGUUCCUCACCUUAAUGAGAGAAGACUGAAGAGAUACAAACUGGACGAAGAACUUCAAGGACCUGGAGUGAUUCAAAGCAGAGGCUACUUCUUCUACAGGCCACGUAAUGGAAGGAGAUCAGUGGGUUUUCGCUAAGGAGGAUUAUAGAUUCCUGACUUAGAACUAAAACUGCAGGAGUGCUGAGUACAUGGACAUACUGUUUUCUUUACAAUAACUAUUCGUUAUUAAUGUACAAUUAGAAAUCACUCAAAUGUAAAUAUUCUUAAACCAGACUCUGUUAAGGUCUUUACUAUCUUGAUUAUAUUAAAAGCAUAUUAAAAUUA